This is a messenger RNA of Juglans microcarpa x Juglans regia, 1212 nucleotides long. Its product is annotated as probable ribosomal protein S11, mitochondrial. Gene Ontology annotation, molecular function: mRNA 5'-UTR binding; small ribosomal subunit rRNA binding; structural constituent of ribosome. Lineage: Eukaryota; Viridiplantae; Streptophyta; Magnoliopsida; Fagales; Juglandaceae. The record is from RefSeq and is a predicted model, not a curated record. Gene Ontology annotation, biological process: translation; maturation of SSU-rRNA from tricistronic rRNA transcript (SSU-rRNA, 5.8S rRNA, LSU-rRNA); ribosomal small subunit assembly. Gene Ontology annotation, cellular component: ribosome; mitochondrial small ribosomal subunit.
AGUGCUUUAAUCAUUUUUUCUUCCAGAACAGUCAGUAAAGCCCUAUACAGAAAGGGGAGAAAUGUACCCUUAUGCUGUCUCUUCUUCCAUUCUUCGCUGCCGAGCUACGGGUCACUCUUCCUCUGCUGCCUUUUUGGCAUCUUCUUCUUCAUCUCUGAUUUCGCUCUUUGCAACCAAACCUAUAUCACUUAUGCGUUGCUAUGGUGGCUUAGGCCAGCUCAGUGGUGCUUCGAGAUCAGAAGAAGUCAAGUCAUUCUCUACAGAUUCACCACGAGUACUACAAGGUUGCAUCGGUGGUCAUCAUUCUUCUCAAAAUUUUGCAAGAGGGGGGUUUGCAAGAACUUCAGGGUUAAGUUCUGCUGCGAUGGAUGUGAAAAAUAAUGUGUCUGCUCCCUAUGCUUUAUGUUUUCGUAGUUUCAUAUAUUCUGCCAGUGGGAGAAAUUUUGAGACUGGGAGGGGUUCCAACUCCAUGAAUUUUGUCAGGGGAAUUAUCGAGGAAGAUGGAAAGGGCUUCAUGGGGGGUUCUCAACUUUCUCGAUAUAAUGUCGAGCAAAAUGCUAUUUAUCAAAAAAAAAAUGUAGAGAUAAAUGCUGAUAUUGUCCACUUAAAGCUGCUGCGUAACAAUACUUUUGUCACGGUGACGGAUUCUAAAGGGAACACAAAAUGUAAGGCCUCGGCAGGAUGCUUGCCAGAACUGAAAGGAGCUAAAAUGUCUCGAUAUGCUGCUGAAGCAACUUCAGAACAUGUGGGGCGAAUGUCUCGAAAUUUGGGGUUGAAAUCAGUUGUAAUGAAGGUGAAAGGGUUUACUUAUUUUAAAAAGAAAAGGCAAGCAAUCAUGAGCUGGAGAGAGGGCUUCACUAAUUCUCGAGGGGUUCAGAAUCCAAUUGUAUACGUUGAAGACACAACUCGGCGUCCCCAUAAUGGCUGUCGGCUCCCUAAAAGGCGUCGUAUUUAACUAUUGGCAGUUCAGAUGGUUGCUGUUGAUUGAGCAUUAUGAUGGGGAAUUUUUCCAGUUGUGGUUGAACCUCGUGGUGCAAAUAAACUUAUGCAAGAUGUGUUUAUUAUGUUUGAAGACUGAUUCCUUCAUGAUGCUAGAUGAAAACUUGAUGGAGGCCACCUUAGAAUUUUUAAACUCAUUUAUCUGUCUUGUUAUGAUAACUUGGUUAAUGAGAGAUUUCCCGACCAUAAUAGAGCUGGGGCAUUUUUCUUCUU